Molecule: messenger RNA, 621 nt
Organism: Carya illinoinensis
Lineage: Eukaryota; Viridiplantae; Streptophyta; Magnoliopsida; Fagales; Juglandaceae
Exons: 2
Coding region: 1-621 (206 amino acids)
Molecular function (GO): RNA-DNA hybrid ribonuclease activity; nucleic acid binding
Source: RefSeq, a predicted model, not a curated record
AUGACUGAAAGGCUACAUAAACAUGAAUUGGAUGAAGCUGGUAUGAUAGCUCGACAAAUAUGGACUAAGAGAAAUGAAUUCAUUCAUGACAAGGGAUUCAGGCACCCAAACUCUGUCAUCUAUAAAGCUAUUAGUGACUUGAGACUUUUCAAGCGGGCUGUUACAAUUACUGAGUCUGCUAAAUGGAGGAAACCUAUAGAGGGAAAAUACAAACUCAACUGGGAUGCCUCUAUUAAUGACUCAAGAGGACUAAUAGGCAUUGGAACUAUAAUCCGAGACAGCUAUGGGAGAGUUCUUGGCACACUCAGAGCUAGACGCAACAUGAAGCUAUCACCCUUUGCAGCAGAAGCAUAUGCUCUAAUGAUUGCAGUCCUAUUCAGUAAAGAAGCUAGUUUUAGUGAGGUUCAUCUAGAGGGCGACUCCCUUCAAGUGGUGGAGAAGUUGAAGAAACCAGCUGAGGAUUGGAGUCUAGGAGGCCUAAUGAUUGAAGACAUAAAGAUUGUUCUUAGAUCUUUUGUUUUAUGGACUGUUUGUCACACUGGAAGGGAUGCUAAUAUGGUAGCUCAUAUGCUAGCCAAGGAUGCCAUUUUAAGUGAAGUUGAUCACUAUGAUCUAAAGUAG